Molecule: messenger RNA, 2052 nt
Organism: Bactrocera dorsalis (oriental fruit fly)
Lineage: Eukaryota; Metazoa; Arthropoda; Insecta; Diptera; Tephritidae
Product: galectin-4
Molecular function (GO): galactoside binding; carbohydrate binding
Source: RefSeq, a predicted model, not a curated record
AGCUCCUUCUACGACUAUGUGGAACCGUUGCCCGUGUAUCAGAACGAAAAGAUCGGCACCCUCAAGGAGGGCAUCAGCUUCACAGUGACGGGCAGCAUUUUGCUCAACUGCGAGCGAUUCUCCAUAAAUUUCGUCAUUGAGAACCCAACACGUGACGUCGCGCUGCACAUCAAUCCACGGCUGCCACAAAACUACAUCGUGCGCAACACGAAAGUGAAAGGCGUCUGGGGCAAGGAAGAGGUCUCAUCAGCACUGCCAUUCUCACUGCAUCGCGGCAGCAAAUUCGCCAUACAGAUCUUCAUCACCGAUAGCGAUUAUCUGAUCUCGGUGAAUGGCGUACACUUCGCCAAGUAUGCGCAUCGCUUGCCCUACACAACGGUCUCGACGAUAGAGGUGAAGGGCGACGUCGAGGACGUGAGCAUGGAGCGCGACGAGGUGGAAUGCUACCCGGAGCACAUACCCGGCUUUAACCCCAAAGAGAUACGCACAGCGCUGGACGUUUUCGAUGAACAGCCCAAUGGCGAUAAGACGGCGCUUAUGCCGUACGACGAGGUGGACAGCUCGAAUUUGGAUUGGGCACCGCUGGGCAUAAAGAGUUCGAUUGCCUUAAUGAAGAAUAUCGCUUGUGGCAUACCACUGCCUUACUAUGGUCUGCUGCCGCCGGACUCGCUGAAAGUGGGACGUUGCCUGCAGAUUGUGGGGCGUGUGAAAUUGCUGCCGCAGUCGUUCUACAUCAACCUACAGAAGGGACAACACUAUUGGCCACAUCCGAUCAUCGCAUUUCACUUCAAUCCGCGCUUCUCGAAACAGAGCGGCGCCAUAGGCAAGGCGAUUGUGUGUCGAAAUGCUUGGUAUAAUGGCGCUUGGGCGGAUGAGGAACGCUCCGAAUUGGACACGGACUUUCGGCCGGGCAAAACCUUCCGCUUGGCUAUCGUGUGCGCGGAGAAUGCAUUCGAAGUGUACUUGAAUGAGAAGCUCAUCACCGACUUCAGAUAUCGCAUCAAGCCGGAUGUGGUGGACACGGUGUACAUACAGGGUGAUAUUAAAUUGCGCAGUGUGGUGCUGCUCACCAACCUGUCGCCGAAGGGCACGAGACGCAUUUACACAAAUCCGCUAUUCAGAUAUUAGUGAUGCAUGGAAGGUUGAGUAUGGAGAAGGGUACUAAAGUGAAAGUGGCUGAGCUUGAUGUGGUUGAGUUUGAUUAUAAGCAAAAACUAGACCUCUGAGUUCCGCAACGCCGUGCGGUUUGCGGUAACUCAUAGCCCCUGAGAAUCAAAAUGAAAAAGUUGUAGAGCUUUGGUCGUCGGAUCAGAACCGAAGAAGCCAUAUUUAAUAUGGCUGUGCGAAUAAAUUUUUUUUAAGUUUAAGUUUUGUUUUUUUGGGUUUUCAAUAGUAUAUUUGUAUAUCGUCGCUGUAAAGUUAUUUUUACUAUUGGUUAGUAGUUUAGUUAACAGACUACCCGAAACAACUACCCGAAAUCAAAGAUUAGUAUAUAAUAUAUUGUAUAAAAUAAUAAAACUUGCUUAAGACACAAAUUGUUGCAAAUUUUUUCCAAGCAUUUUCGUGUUUAAUGUUACUGUUAUGUCCUUAAAACCAAAUGCAAAUCUCUAAUAAAAGACAUUAACCAUAUUUUUCUAAAAUAUUCUCAAAUCUAACUCAUGUCAAAAUUAAUUUUCCAUGACAAUAAUUAACUUAGUCAAUGUAUUAGUCGAAUGGCCAGUCAACGAAGGCGUCGGUUAGUAUAGCGCUUACAUACAUACAUAUGUACAUCAAUAUGUACGUAUACAAAUUCUUUAAUGUAUUUUCGAAAUUUCGUGCUCCUAACUUAAAGUUACCUUAAUGGAUUUGUGAUGUUUUACUAUAAUCGAAAUCUAAAAUAAGAAAAAAGAAUAAAUUUUAAAAAUUACAAACCGAUUGAAAACUUUAUAUACUCCAUAUAUAUAUCUGUUGUAUUUCUAAUUGUUAGUCUUCACUAAUUAUGCUAUGUACCAAUUUAUAUAAUAUACACUAUGUACUAAUAAAUAAACUGCAUUUGCUUGAGAUGCGCUGAAA